AUGUGCUAUAACAAGAUCACAAAAUCUCACAAGUAUCUAAAUGUAAAAAUUACCGAAGAUGUUGAAGUCCCUGAUGACGAAUUAUUUCACAAUCAAAGGCGAACGCGGUUUGUUCUUGGUACAUGGAAUUUGACGAAUAAAAUAAACAUAACAUCAGAUUUUUUAAAUCACUCACUGUUUCUCCAGUUUCUGCCUUCAAUCUCAUCGCCAAUUUAUUAUCGUCAUUAUCAUUCAUUGAAACUUUGA
This is a messenger RNA of Schistosoma rodhaini, 246 nucleotides long. The record is from the annotation of a GenBank genome assembly. NCBI's taxonomy places the organism in Eukaryota, Metazoa, Platyhelminthes, Trematoda, Strigeidida, Schistosomatidae.